Pseudophryne corroboree (corroboree frog) is the source of this 2719-nucleotide messenger RNA. It is a transcript of the gene SEC23B, whose product is annotated as SEC23 homolog B, COPII coat complex component. Gene Ontology annotation, cellular component: COPII vesicle coat; endoplasmic reticulum exit site. Gene Ontology annotation, biological process: COPII-coated vesicle cargo loading; endoplasmic reticulum to Golgi vesicle-mediated transport; intracellular protein transport. Gene Ontology annotation, molecular function: zinc ion binding; GTPase activator activity. The record is from RefSeq and is a predicted model, not a curated record. Lineage: Eukaryota; Metazoa; Chordata; Amphibia; Anura; Myobatrachidae. The transcript has 20 exons. Bases 195 to 2498 code for a protein of 767 amino acids.
UUACGAUUGGCUGGAGACCACUGACGUGGCUGUGUACGUGCCCCUCCUUUCCUACUGACGCCUCACAUAGCGUAACCGGCGCUUUGCUGAGCUGUACUUCCCAGGACAGGAACCUACACCCGGAUCCUGAAACCUGCGGCCCGGGGACACUGACACCCAGCGAGCUGUGAGUGAGAGAGCACAACCCUGUCCCCAUGGCAACCUACCUGGAAUUUAUUCAGCAGAAUGAAGAGCGAGAUGGGGUGCGUUUCAGCUGGAACGUGUGGCCCUCCAGUCGUCUGGAAGCUACAAGAAUGGUAGUGCCUUUAGGAUGCCUUUUUACUCCACUCAAAGAGAGGUCGGACUUGCCACCUGUGCAGUAUGAACCCGUCCUGUGCACAAGGCCAACUUGCAAAGCAGUCCUUAAUCCUCUUUGCCAAGUCGACUACAGAGCCAAAUUGUGGGCAUGUAACUUCUGCUUCCAAAGAAAUCAGUUCCCUCCCACAUAUGCUGGAAUAUCUGAAGUUAAUCAGCCUGCAGAACUCAUGCCACAGUUCUCUACCAUUGAGUACAUUGUGCAGCGAGGCCCACAGACCCCUCUAAUAUUCCUUUAUGUAGUGGAUACCUGUCUGGAGGAAGAAGACUUACAAGCUCUUAAGGAAUCGCUACAGAUGUCAUUGAGUCUCUUGCCCCCAGAUGCUUUGGUUGGACUGAUCACCUUUGGUAGAAUGGUGCAAGUGCACGAACUGAACUGUGAUGGGAUCUCUAAAAGCUAUGUCUUCCGAGGGACCAAAGAUCUGACUGCAAAGCAAAUACAGGACAUGUUAGGUCUUUCAAAGCCUGCAGCCCCAGCACAACAGGGUAGACCCCUGCAGCCUCAGGAGCAGCCUUUCCUGUCCAGCAGGUUUUUACAGCCAGUUCACAAAAUUGACAUGAAUUUAACAGACCUACUCGGGGAAUUACAACGUGACCCGUGGCCUGUAACCCAGGGGAAAAGACCACUGAGAUCUACUGGUGUGGCUUUGUCUAUUGCAGUUGGCUUACUAGAGGGAACACUUCCAAACACUGGAGCCAGAAUAAUGCUGUUUACAGGAGGUCCACCCACACAAGGACCAGGCAUGGUAGUAGGAGAUGAGCUGAAGACACCAAUUCGGUCCUGGCACGAUAUAGAAAAAGAUAAUGCUCGUCUUAUGAAGAAGGCUACCAAGCACUAUGAAGGCCUGGCAAACCGCAGUGCGGCCAAUGGUCACUGCAUUGACAUAUACGCAUGUGCACUGGACCAGACCGGUCUCUUGGAGAUGAAGUGCUGCUCAAACCUCACAGGAGGUCAGAUUGUCAUUGGAGAUUCUUUCAAUACAUCUCUGUUUAAGCAAACAUUCCAGAGAGUGUUCAGCAAAGACUUAAAUGGAGAGUUCAAAAUUGCAUUUGGUGCCAACCUUGAAGUUAAGACUUCAAGAGAGCUGAAAAUAUCCGGAGCUAUUGGACCCUGUGUUUCCUUAAAUGUGAAAAGUCCGUGCAUUUCAGAGAAUGAAUUGGGAGUUGGUGGAACAUGUCAGUGGAAAAUCUGCAGCCUGGAUCCAUCUACGACACUUGCGGUAUACUUUGAAGUGGUGAAUCAGCACAAUGCACCUAUUCCUCAAGGCGGACGGGGGGCCGUUCAAUUUGUCACUCAGUACCAGCAUUCCAGCACACAGAAACGGAUCAGGGUCACCACAAUCGCCAGGAACUGGGCAGAUGCUCAAACUCAGCUGCAGCACAUCGAGGCGGCCUUUGACCAGGAAGCAGCAGCAGUGCUGAUGGCACGUCUGGGGGUCUACAGAGCAGAAACUGAGGAGGGUCCAGAUGUUCUGCGAUGGCUGGACAGACAACUCAUCAGGCUUUGCCAGAAAUUUGGACAGUACAACAAAGAUGACCCAACCUCCUUUAGGCUAUCUGACUCCUUUUCCCUUUACCCUCAGUUCAUGUUCCACUUGAGAAGGUCGCCUUUCCUGCAGGUGUUUAAUAACAGUCCAGAUGAGUCCUCAUAUUAUCGGCAUCACUUUGCCAGACAAGACCUGACCCAGUCUCUUAUCAUGAUCCAACCCAUCCUCUACUCUUAUUCUUUCUACGGUCCUCCCGAGCCUGUUUUACUAGACAGCAGUAGCAUUUUACCUGACCGGAUUCUACUUAUGGACACGUUCUUCCAGAUUGUCAUCUAUCUUGGAGAGACUAUUGCACAGUGGCGUAAAGCUGGCUACCAGGAUAUGCCAGAGUAUGAGAACUUCAAGCAUCUUCUCCGGGCACCACUAGACGAUGCCCAGGAAAUCUUACAAAGCAGAUUUCCAAUGCCACGCUACAUCAAUACAGAACAUGGAGGGAGCCAAGCAAGAUUCCUCCUAUCUAAAGUCAAUCCAUCCCAGACGCACAACAAUCUUUACAACUGGGGUCAGGAAUCCGGAGCACCAAUUCUAACAGAUGACGUCAGUCUUCAAGUUUUUAUGGAUCAUUUGAAAAAGUUGGCUGUGUCCACUGCCUCCUAAUUCACAAAACAUGUUUCAGAGAACCACCGAUGGAACGAAAUGCCAUUUUUUUAGAAAAAACAUUCCCCUAAGUAGUUCAAGGAACUAAUCAGUUUUACCAUUAAGCUAAAUAAGACGUGAGGAUCAAACUUUCAAUGUACUCCUACCUUAGGUUUAAUUUAUUAUUUUUGUGUUUUACAUGCAUAAUUACAGUUUCAAAUGUUAACAAUGAUUUGUAUAUA